UUGAAUAGCGUCGUGUGGGUUAAAACGAAUCAAAGAAAAGUGAAUGUUUAACUACUCUUUUUUAUGGUUGAAAAUUUAUUUAAAAGUGUAACUGAAAAAAUUGUUUUAAUAAAAAAAAAUUGAGAAAUAAUAAUAAAAAGUGAAAAAUUAAUGGCGUUUGCGAGUUGCAAAAAUCAAAUGUGCAAAAUAUUAAACGAUUGAAAACGCGUCUCGGUUUCCAGUUUUCCUGUUCGUUUUUGGUACCUUUUGAAAAGGCAAAGGUGAAAUUUCUGAUACAUUUCUUCUUGUUGCGCUCGGGUCUUUUGUUAUGACGAAAUUCACCACACUGAAUUAUGAUUUUUUGAUGGAAACUGGCUGUGCCACCUGAUUCCUUUUCUCCAACCCCCCAAAAUCACCUGCUCUUCUCUUCUCCGCGCCCCCCUUGUCAGUGGGUUUCAACCAAUGCCAAUUAGCAGUGAUAUGUGCGCUGAUGUGUUUGUUUAGUUCUUACUUUCAAAAGUGUCAGUAGUUGCGAGAGAUGUGGUGUUAUUAGGUGUCUCUAUCGUGUGUGUCUGUGUAUUUUUUAAAUAUUAAAAAUAAAAAAAUAUAAAAAUGUGAAAAAUAUUCAAAAAUAUUCUUGUUAAGAAAAGUUACUAAAGAAAAAGAAAAGAAAACAAGAAAAAAUAAAUUCUAUCCCCAAAAAAGUUAAAUAUCACAGUGCAAAUAGUGUAACCUUAACAUUUCAUUUAAUUAAUUUAUUCAACAGUUAUUUGAAUUCUGCCCCUCUCAACGUUUUAUGGUUCCUGCCCGCUGCAAUGCAAAUCAACAAAACAACUCAGUGAAAUUAUCAAAUAAAAAAUAAAUAUUUCAAGUAGGCCAGAAAAAAAAAAACAAAAGUCAAUAAAUAGAAAAAAAAAGUGAAAGUGAAAAACAUAUAAAAAUUCAAUAAGUGUUGGAGAAACCUAACCCAAGAGAAUGAAAAUUCCAUAAGGCCAGGUAUACAAAAAAGAAUUCCAAAACCAACCAACAACAAAUCAGGCAAAAAGGUGAAAACAACAAUCAUCUCAACCACAAUUGAGAACGAGAAAACAAAAUCUCCUUAGAGUGGCAUUCAUUUGUUGUGAAAAACGAAAAAAAAUCACUCGGAAAAGUUUUAUGGGAAAACAGAACAAAAAGUGAAUAUUACCCUACCUUUUAAUAAAAAAAAACAACAACACGAAUACGCACAAUAUUUGCGGUGGUUUCAUUAAAAUCCCUCUCUGCCGGCCCCGUUUUGUGAGUUCAACCAAAACAACAACAAAGGGGAUUUAUGGGGGCACGUGAGUAAAUGUGUGUUUUAUAAUCAAUUUAACUCAACCAACUUCAAAACUUCUCUUCAACGAAAGAGUCAGCAACAGCAACAACUUACACAAUAACUCGACUAACGGCCAAACUGCCAUUGAGGAAAAUCACGCAUACACACGCACGCAAACAAACAUACCUGGGAGAACAAGGCGAGGAAAAACUAUACUUUUUACCUCUAAACUUUAUAUGUUCCAGCAGCAGCAACAGAAUCGGUAAAACAACAUUCACAGCAACACUUGUGCGGUACUACCAUCAGCAUCAGCAUCAGCAGCAUCAUCAUCAUCCUCGUCAUUGGCAGUAUCUGUAGUGGCUGGCAACAACAACAGCAGCAGCAGCAAGAACAACAACUCUAAUACAAGGCAUAAGAAAAUGUUCCUGUAGAAAUGGCCAAAAUUUCACGACGUGCUGUGGCCUCGUCGUCGUCGUCUGCAUCGUCAACUUCGUCCUCAUCAUCAACUCCUAGCACUGUUGUUGGUCCUUCGGCCUCACCAUUAUCGUCCACUGCGGCCUCAUACUCUGCGUCCAUUUCGAAUUUAUCGCCGCCAUCCGAACAGACUGCUUCAGCCGCGGUUACUCGCCUAAAUGCCAAUAACAAUAUUGUAAAUGGUCGAAAAACGAUACGUUCCAUUCCCACAUCGGGGUUAUCUUCAUCUCGUUUCAUUGACACUUCUUUGGACAAUGGCCGGGAUGGUUAUGGAAGCAAUGGUGGUGAAGCGGACAGUGCAACGGUGGAUCCUCUGCGCAAUGAUGGUCCACAGUUUACAACAAGCGCACACAGUAAUGUUUAUGCUUAUACAACAACGACUGGACCCAAUAAACAUGCACCAUAUACUGCCUCACCAAUGCCUCCGGAUAAAUACAAUCAAACAGCCGCACCAACUCCCACACUCAGCCCCCGUGAACUUAUACGCGCCCAAUUCUUUGCCACAUAUGAUGUCAUGACUGGUGUACGCAUAGCAGCAACCCUGGGUGGAUUCUUUGGUCUUAUGGUGUUCCUGAUAGUCUAUAAAAGUCGCAGUAGUUCGAAUGAAACUUUGAAAGUGUUGAAGGAUCCCAAAAUGGCAGCUGUCGCUGCGGUAUGCAUGCAGGAGGAAGAAGAACGAGAAAUACAAGAAGCCAUGGUUGCCACGGGAAUGUCCAUUUAUCCGGAUGAAUAUGAUGCCAUAUUGUAUAGACGUCAACGUAUGCUCUCCUUGGGUAAUGUUAGUGCUCCACCCAUGUUGAAUCGAGGUUUUCGUUUCUCCUCAGUCGGCGGUGGUUACAGUAGCCUAUUGGAACCGCCACGCCGAUUUUCGUUUUCCUCAGCCUCGGGUGCAUUGAGUAUAGGUGGCGCCACCUAUGCUGGGAGUCGCAGACGAAGUGGUUCGGACACUUCACGCAUCUUUAGCAAUUACCCCAUGGGUAGUAGUUUUGGUACCGACGACUAUUUCGUGGAGACCGAUGAUGAGUUCGACAACGGCGACUUCCAGCAACGGGUGAUGGCAUCUACACUGGGCGAAGAGGUGGUGGGGAAACAUCAGCACAAACGAAGUGAUUCUACCAAAAGCAAACAAGGGUUUCUUGAAGUGCCAUUAAUGGGUCAAGAUUCACGACGCAGCAGUGCCAUGACAUGCUGUAGCACUGAUAGUUCUUACCUAGAGAGACGUUGUUCUGCCUUUACAUUGGGUUUGUCAAACCUGCCGCCUUCAUUACAGCGAAAAUGUUCUACAGCAUCACGGGCGUCCAGCACUGAGAUGUGGGACUAUUACUAUCCCGACAUCCAAGUGAUACAGCCCACACCCAAGCCAUCACCAUUGUCCUCGGAACGUAGUAUCUAUGAACAAUUUCAGCAACAGACUCAGGCCACGAAAUCAGGAACAGGAACAACGACUUUAGCGACGACAACAGUGGGGGCGGGGGCGGCGACUCCCCUGAAUAUGGAGACAACGCUGAAGGGUUUAUCAACGAUUACGACCACUGCAGCCAGCAGUGGCAAGUUGGCCAAACCGGUAACCACUCUAACUACUGCCAAUGGCAAAACAACGGACAAAACUGGUGGAGGAGGUGUAUCACCUUCUCAGAAAUUUAUACGCAAGCAUAGCAUUGCCUACUAUGAUCCGGAGAGUGCCCAGUCGGGCCGUAAACAACAAAUACACUCCAUAAGUGCUGACACGGUAGAUGUGUAUCCCUACAAUCAACCCCUGACUGAACGCAGCAUCUAUGAUGCGACAACACCAGCACAAUCAGCACCGCCGGUGGGCGUGCAUCAAGGCUUCCGUUUCAGCGAUUCGCCCACGGAAGAGUUGCGUUUGAAUGUCAGACGCAAAAUAGCGGUGGUCGAACUUCCACGAAUUCCCUACCCAGAACAGGACACACCGCCCAGUUUGGCGGCAGCUUUAACGUACGACAACAACAAUAGCUUCCCCUACACGAAUUCAGCAGCUGCCAAGGCUGCCGCCAAUGCAAAUUCCAGCAGUAUUAGCAUAGACAGUACCCCGCUGAGCAUUGACAAGCUCAAUGGUAGCGGUAGUUUGGGUACAGUUUCUGCCAAGGCAUUGUUCAAUGCCGAGCGAAGAGCACCAUUGGCCUCGUUAAGUUCCUUUAAGAUCUCAUCACUUGAAUAUCAGGAUUCCGAAGCACGUUCCAUGGAUGAGGAUUCGGUGUUUUUAGAUAGUGUGGCUGAUACCGAGGAAGAUUUGCGCCAGAUGAGCAGUGACAGUGAGGAGGCCAGUCUACAAGACUAUGUGGCGGAAGGAGAAAAUCAAGUGGCGCCCAAUGUAGCGCAUCAAGAAAAUGAUUCAGUAGCAGGUUUAGCACCAUCGCAGCUUAGAUAUCCCCUCGAGAGACAUUAUAGUCUGGGUGGAGGUGGAACCGCAACGACCACAACAACCAAUUCCAACACCACCUGCGUUGCACCUCUGACAAGUGGUAUUGCCGGAACUGCCAGUGCGCGUACACGUCGUUUGUUGUUGCAGCGCAAUCGCACCAUUAGUGUGUCUUCCAGUGAUCGUGUGGCCUUGUUAGGUCAUCCGCUGAAAGAUUUUCAUUCACCCGCCUCGUCUGUGGACUCGAAGCAAAUGCCAUUGGAGACACAUUUCGGGGCCAUCAUCUGUACAAAUAGUCCUCCCACACAUCCCAGACGGGCCCAGCUGUUACAGCAGUACAGCGAUCCACAAAGUCAGCCAACGACCACAACCACGACGACAACAACCAAUACCACGGAAGACGACACCUGUUCCACGCUCAACACCGAGGUGGGUAUGGGCGUGGAAACGCCGGGCGAGACCAUUGAUUUCAUGAUUACGGGUAGCAAUGAGACCAUAGGUUUAAGUACCACCACAAGAGGUUCAAGUCUAACACACCACAGUAGUCUGAAUACGGUGGUGAGUUUUGGGCGCAUUAGUCCUCUUACCGACAGCGCGCAGGCGACCACAGGUCCUGAACGACAAUUUCAACAGCAACGAGAUCGUGAUCAACAAUAUCAACAACAGCAACUGCCAAUUUCUUCUGCAACAAACACAACAACAGCAACAACACCAGUCAAUAUAAAACACCCCGUAGUAGCAACCCAAUAUGAUCCUUGUGCCUCUUCUAUAUCUGAUUCUUUUAUACAUACUAAGGAAACUCUAAUAAAAAUGCCUUCUUCUCUUAAAAGCCUGAUUUUACACAAACCUUCCAAAGCAACAAUCUCAGAUCCUACGACAUCGACGACAACAACACUACUACGAUCACCGGCAUCAUUUUCAUCACUACAACCGAUAACCACAAUAAGUCGCAGUGCCACAGAUUUGUCCUUUGGCGACAAUUCGCCCCAACAAUCGACGGUGUUCUACUCCGCCCUGGAAGAGAAACCGCUCUAUGAGACGCGACAACACUCACCAUGUCCAUCCGUGAUGCUCGAACUACCUCUGAUACGUUUACCCACCACUGAGGAGGAUAGUUCAUCGAUCAAAUCCGCCACGGAGCUGAGACGUGAAAGUGAGAGCGGCGAUCACAGUCGCAGCUGUAAAAGUGACGAGGCGAGUCAUCAUCAGACACCAUUCGAUCCCAGUCUACCCAGUUCAUCGCGUAAAUGGUCCAAAGAAACAUUGUUCUAGCUAACAGUUUUUAUACGUAGUAAUUCAAAAAUGUCAUCACUGCUGGUCCAGAUCAUGGUGUCGUACAAUUAAUUUAUAGAAAGAAAAAGAGAGAGAGAGACGCGCACACACAAACAUUCUAUCAAUGUUGUAGGUACAGUUUGCCACGAAAGUAUUUCAAUGAAAAUGUUAGCAGAUAGAUAAAUAAAUGCAAGGGCAUACCCAUGGUAAAAUUAAUGAGGUAAAAUCAUUUCAAAUAGACAUGCCCAUCUCUGCAUUUUCUGUAAUUUACCUUUUCGAAUUUCACUGCAUAGAAAAGAGGUUCCCAUCUCUGAUUUAUGUAUGUACAGCGAAUUCAUAAAAAUGCAUUUUGACAAUGAGAUGAAGAGAAAAAAUGUAAACAUAUGAUUGGAUGACCUUCUUAAUUCUACCAUGGACAUACCUUAAUAUAUAGGUGAUUUACUGGCUUUUUUGAAAUAUUUUCUUUACAAACUGUACACAUAACUUGAUAGCGGUAUUCAGUUACUUUGCAAGCUAAACCAAAGAGAGUAAAGGUUAAUUAUCAAACAAAUGAUCGAUCUUAGAUAGAUUUUGAUGCUUUAAAUUCAAUGGUCAUAUAUGAAACCUUUUAUUUAUGCUAUAAAUGAAAACUGUUUUUUUAUUUCUCAAGCUAUACCUGUCAAUCUCUUAUUCUAGGUUAUUUAAGGCUCUAUCAGAUGGAAUACGUUUUACAAUAACACAGGUCGCGUAAGCAGAACGAAAAACGACUAUUGUGAUUGAACACGUUUUAAUACGUUUAAUUAACAAUUACGUGAUUUUACACGAAUACUGAUGAAAUCACCUGGUCUUAUCGAUGGUCAGCUGGUCUUGUAGGGUGACCAUGUGAAUGUCACACAGGUUUGGGGCUUCUUAUUAAGGAUUCAUUUACGAUAUCAAUUCAAGAUAUGCUUUCUGCACUUUUACUCCCUAGGUUUCUUCAUUUUAUAGAACAGCUUCUUUAAAAUUCAAAAAUACAGCCCUGAGGCUAUGACCACUUCCUGUCAGAAUUAUUCAAAAUUGUAUGCAACAAGUUGUUUUUGUUUACUUCAUAUUUUCCCUUUUGGGAAAAAUAAAUUAAAGAGCUCGAAAAAUAAAUGAUAUUUCUAGUCUCAAAAAUAUGAUGCAAAGUGUUUAAUCUAUAAAUUUCAUGGCAAAAUUGGCUAAUAUCUUUAAGUACGCCAAGCAAUGUACGUUUCUAUAAAUCAUUGAUUUAAAACAAAUUUAUUUUUAUUUUUCUAAAUACACAAAAUUGGCAGAAGUCCGGCGCGCUUGUAAUCAGCUGAUAGCCAUGUUAAAAUUAAGAAGGUAAAUCCAUCUCAAAUAAACAUACCCAUCUCAGCAUUUUCUGUAAUAUACCUUGUCAAAUUUAAGUGCAUAAAAACUAGGUUUCCAUCUCUGAUUUUUGUAUUUAAAUGACAUUUAUAAAUAUAUAUUUUGACAGUGGGAUGUAAACAUAUGUUUGCAUGACUUUACCUUCUUGAUACUACCCUGCUGACCUUUUUUAUUGUACCAUGAUAGUAUCUAGUUCAGCUUUGUAGAGCACUCUAUAUUUACCCAUCCAAUGACGAUGAAAUAUUUGACAUUAAAUGCCUAAAUUAUGUACCGUCUGAUAGCAACUUAACUCUGUUCAAAGACCUAAAAUGGUAAAGACUAGACAAAAUACAUUCUGAGCAAAUGGUUUGUGUGCAUAAAUCUAUGUAACAGUUCAUGGCAGGAAAAUGUUAAUAUCAAAAACACAUUUAUAGAAAAAUAUGAACAUCAAAUGUUUGAAAAAUCCAAAAAUGGGGUUUAAAAAUUGUAUUCCAUAGACUUUCCAAAUUAACUGCAUAUUGCCUAAGCGGUUUAAAUCGCAUAACAUUGCUAACUAUGUUGUUACAAUAUCAUAACAACAGAGGUAUUUUCACAGGAUUACCAUAUCUUGGCUCUAUCUUGUCCCAUCUUAAUACUUCUAUGUCUUUGCUCUGUUUUCUAAAAAUUGUCUACAGAUCGGAAAUUACAAUACGCCAAGGCAAGUGUACUCAUAAUUUUAAUGGGCCGAGGCGGAAAGACGAAAAGUGAGAGUACAUAAAAAGCUUUCUUUGACUGGCUAUCGGCUGACUUCUUCGUAGAGGAACAAAGGAGUUUUAGGUUGAUUUAGUUCGAUCUUGGACCUACGCCCAUUUAUACUUUUCCGAAGAAACCAGUCAAAAAAGCGGUUUAUGUAUUCUCACCUUAACCCUAACACUAGUCAACUCAAAUUCUUCGUCGAAAAGAUUCAACAUCGAAUCCCAAUAUUCCGGUGAUAUGUUCCACACAUGGCACAAUUAUAAAGGUAAUCUCAUGCAAUCAUACGAUUAAAAUUAUUUAUUUGAUGUCCAUAAAUUGUCAAAUGCUGUAGUUCUUCCUUAAAUAUGAGCGUACCAAAUAUUUUGUCAUUUCCGCGCCUUUUUGAGGAUCAAGCAAGCAUAUAAUCUAAAACAGAAGACUUAAAUAUUAGCAUCAUAAAUUUUGAAAUAUCAAUAUUUCCAAGCGUUAAUACAUCUAUCUGCAUUCUUCUACCAUGUUAGAAUUGAUAAGGUGACCUCAAGUUACAUGUUGGCCAAAUAUGUGAAGGCUCUUUCAGACGAAAUAUUGUUAACAUAUGUAAGUCAAAUUUUCCAUAUGUAGAAGUUUCACGUUUCGUGUAAUACGUGGUAGAAGAUUGCAGUACGCUUUGGAACAUUGAUAUGUCAGAAAUUUUAAAAUGUUUUUUUUUUUUUUUUUCAAAAAUAAGUAGUUGUUUUUAUGUUUUCUUAUACGACACAAAUCGGAGGUUGUUAUAAUAUGCAUUUUUUAACAAUUUUUACAAAUUUCAAUAAUUAUUCAUUCAAUAUUUUCAUUUCCAAAAUCGGUUUGACAUUUCAUAGCCCCAGCAGCGGUUUGAAAAGUGUUGUUUAAAAAUAUAUGAAAAUUUAACUUACAGUAAGAAACUCAUCCAUAAAGUAUUAUAAUUUUUUAGAUAAGACAAUGUAAUCAAAGGAAAUAUAUAAUGUCAAUUUGACAUACGCUUAGGAACAUUUAUAUGUCAUUUUUGUAAUAUUUCUUUAAAAACAAGUAUAUAUAUGUUUUCCUACACGACGCUAAUCGGAGAUUGUUAUAAUAUGCAGUUUUUAACAAUUUUUUACAAAUUUGAGUAAUUUUUCACUCAAAAUUUUCGAUUCCAAAAUUGGUUUGACAGUGUAUUGUUCCAGCAGCUGUGGCGAAGCGUCUACCUAUAUUCUUCUACCAUGGCACAUAUUUAAUAUUUAUGAUCUGAUAGCAGUCACGGUAAAAGAACACAGGUAGAUAUAUCAACGCUUGAGAUGUUCUCAAUUUUGUGUCAAUUUUUUUUAUUAUUUCUUCAAAAAUUAGUUUAUUUGUAUAUGUUUUACAAUACGACGCCAAUCGGAGGUUGUUAUGUUAUGAUUUGACAAUUUUUACAAAUUUGAAUAAUUUUUAAUUCAAAAAUGUCCAUUCCAAGAUUGAUUUGACAGUUCAUUGCCGCAGCAGAUGUGUCCAUGCGACCAGCUGCAUUAUUCUAAACAAACGUUUUAAGGCUUGUUUACAUAUAAUAAAUCCGGUUAUUUUAAAAUGUAUUUUUCAUAAAAUGCCAAUUUCUUUGAAUAUAAGUUUAAUAGUUUAUAAACUCCAUAAAAUGGGCGAUUUAGGUGCCGGUAUAAAGCCUGCUAAAGGGAAAACAAAUUUUAAAAUUUCAUUUGAUUUUAAAAAUGUGGUGGAACAUCCGAUUAUUGCACCAUGGUCUGAUUACAUAGAGACCUUAUAAGACCUUAUUAUUGCAUCAUAAAUCAUAUGUUCGAUCUGUAGUUUGAUUGUAGGUUUUAGGAUCUUAAUGCAAACGGAAGGCCACGUUUACAUACAACUACCUGAAAAAUAACAUCUUAGUUUAUAUUUGUCGUAUUUUCAUAUAAAAUUACCUGAUAACAGCAAUACUAACGACAAUGUAAACAUAGCUCAUGAGACCUACUCUCUGCGUUGCUCUCCCUUGUUUUGUGCAAUUAAUGGAAUUUAUUGAAAUCGAAAUUUGUUAAAGAGCUUGUUGUUGAUUUUUUUUAUUACAAAACAAAACAUACGAAACACACACACAGAAACCAAGAAAAAAAUCUAGAAAAAGAAAACCUAUAUUAUUAUAAAAUAAAAAAACUAUAUUAAUGUAUAAAACAAAAUAUAUAAAACUAGUCUUUAAUUAGUUUUUAGUUAAAUGCAAAUAAUGAGAAUUGUAUGUUAAUGUUAAAUGUGAAGUGGAUGCCAUUAAAUGAACGAAGAUCCAGUCCUUUUUCUUUUGUUCAAACAAAAGCAAAAAAACAUAAUAACUAAUUAUAAACUAAAAAAUGAAACAAAACAUCAAUGAAAACAAACCAAAAAAAAAAAAAUGUUAGACAUUAAGAUCAUUGUUUAAAGUAGUAGUUGACCAAAAGAAAAAAUGUUUUUUGAAUGUUUGUUUUUAGUAACGAAAAUUAGACGAGACGACAAUGAGUAUUAAAAUAUCAAAAUAAAUGAAAAC
Messenger RNA from Musca domestica (house fly), 9936 nucleotides. RefSeq names its product serine-rich adhesin for platelets. The coding region runs from base 1707 to 5399 and encodes 1230 amino acids. The record is from RefSeq and is a predicted model, not a curated record. The transcript is spliced from 6 exons. Lineage: Eukaryota; Metazoa; Arthropoda; Insecta; Diptera; Muscidae.